Messenger RNA from Mesoplodon densirostris (Blainville's beaked whale), 5449 nucleotides. RefSeq names its product lysine demethylase 2B (gene KDM2B). The transcript has 24 exons. Lineage: Eukaryota; Metazoa; Chordata; Mammalia; Artiodactyla; Ziphiidae. Gene Ontology annotation, molecular function: zinc ion binding; histone demethylase activity; transcription coregulator activity. Bases 281 to 4207 code for a protein of 1308 amino acids. Gene Ontology annotation, biological process: regulation of transcription by RNA polymerase II; protein demethylation. The record is from RefSeq and is a predicted model, not a curated record.
CCCAAGCCGGGCCGCGGGCUCGGAGCGCGAUCGGCAACAAUGUUUACGUUCCGGGGAUUAUGACGUCGACGCCUCCCCCCACAACUGCUGAAAAUGGUUUCCUAGGACUUUGCAAACGGAUCUGCUUAAGUGUUGGUGCAAAACUUUGUAGAUCUCGGCUCUGGCUAGCUUUAUUUAUUUAUUUUUUGAUUUGUUUUCUUUGGUCUUCCCUCCUUCCCCCCUCCGCCAAAAUGCAGGGGGCAGGAGUGUUGACAAUUAAUUGGUGAACUCUCCUAAAAAAAUGGAGGCAGAGAAAGACUCUGGAAGAAGAUUGCGCCCGAUUGACCGCCAGAGAUACGACGAGAACGAGGACUUGUCGGACGUGGAGGAGAUCGUCAGCGUCCGCGGCUUCAGCCUGGAGGAGAAGCUGCGCAGCCAGCUGUACCAGGGGGACUUCGUGCACGCCAUGGAGGGCAAAGAUUUCAACUAUGAGUACGUGCAGAGAGAAGCUCUCAGAGUUCCCCUGAUAUUUCGAGAAAAGGAUGGCCUGGGAAUUAAGAUGCCUGACCCUGAUUUCACAGUCCGAGAUGUCAAACUCCUAGUGGGUAGCCGGCGGCUGGUGGAUGUGAUGGACGUGAACACCCAGAAAGGCACGGAGAUGAGCAUGUCCCAGUUUGUGCGAUACUAUGAGACGCCCGAGGCCCAGCGGGACAAGCUGUACAACGUCAUCAGCCUUGAGUUCAGCCACACCAAGCUGGAGCACUUGGUCAAGCGUCCCACCGUGGUAGACCUGGUGGACUGGGUGGAUAACAUGUGGCCCCAGCACUUGAAGGAGAAGCAGACGGAAGCCACGAAUGCCAUUGCAGAGAUGAAGUACCCAAAAGUGAAGAAGUAUUGUCUGAUGAGCGUGAAAGGUUGUUUCACUGACUUCCACAUCGACUUUGGAGGCACUUCCGUUUGGUACCAUGUUUUCCGGGGUGGGAAGAUCUUUUGGCUGAUUCCUCCAACCUUGCACAAUUUGGCACUGUACGAGGAGUGGGUGCUGUCAGGCAAACAGAGCGACAUCUUCCUGGGAGACCGUGUGGAGCGAUGCCAAAGAAUUGAGCUGAAACAGGGCUACACAUUUUUCAUCCCUUCCGGCUGGAUCCAUGCAGUCUACACCCCCGUAGACUCUCUCGUGUUCGGCGGAAACAUUCUGCACAGCUUCAACGUGCCCAUGCAGCUGCGGAUCUACGAGAUCGAGGACAGAACGCGGGUGCAGCCCAAAUUCCGUUACCCCUUCUACUAUGAGAUGUGCUGGUAUGUCUUGGAGAGAUACGUGUACUGUGUGACCCAGCGGUCCUACCUCACUCAGGAAUACCAGAGAGAAUCAAUGCUUAUUGAUGCCCCAAGAAAGCCCAGCAUAGACGGCUUCUCAUCUGAUUCCUGGCUGGAGAUGGAGGAGGAGUCCUGUGAGCAGCAGCCCCAGGAGGAGGAGAAGGAGGAGGAGGGGGAGGAAGAGGAGGAGGGUGCAGAUAAGACGCCCAAAGCUCCCACCGAUGGCCCUGCCUCGCCCACCAGCACCCCCUCCGAGGACCCGGAGGCCCCUGGGAAGAAGCCCAAAGCCCCUGCCAUGCGCUUCCUCAAAAGGACUUUGUCGAAUGAGUCAGAAGACAGCGUGAAGUCCGCCACGGUGCCCAUAGACUACCCCAAGACGCCCACCGGCUCUCCCGCCACCGAGGUCUCUGCCAAGUGGACCCACCUCACCGAGUUUGAACUGAAGGGCCUGAAAGCUCUGGUGGAGAAACUUGAAUCCCUCCCGGAGAACAAGAAGUGUGUUCCUGAGGGCAUCGAGGACCCCCAGGCACUCCUGGAGGGUGUGAAGAAUGUCCUGAAGGAGCACGCGGAUGACGACCCCAGUCUGGCCAUCACUGGGGUCCCCGUAGUCACUUGGCCAAAGAAGACUCCAAAGAACCGGGCCGUAGGUCGGCCCAAGGGGAAGCUGGGCCCCGCCUCCGCGGUGAAGUUGGCCGCCAACCGGACCACGGCGGGAGCUCGCCGGCGCCGGACGCGAUGCCGCAAGUGCGAGGCCUGCCUGCGGACGGAGUGCGGAGAGUGCCACUUCUGCAAGGACAUGAAGAAGUUCGGGGGCCCCGGGCGGAUGAAGCAGAGCUGCAUCAUGCGGCAGUGCAUCGCGCCAGUGCUGCCGCACACCGCCGUGUGUCUAGUGUGUGGCGAGGCAGGAAAAGAGGACACAGUGGAAGAGGAAGAAGGCAAGUUUAACCUCAUGCUCAUGGAGUGCUCCAUCUGCAACGAAAUCAUCCACCCUGGAUGCCUUAAGAUUAAGGAGUCAGAGGGCGUGGUCAACGAUGAGCUUCCAAACUGCUGGGAGUGUCCAAAGUGUAACCACGCCGGCAAGACGGGGAAACAAAAGCGUGGCCCUGGCUUUAAGUACGCCUCAAACCUGCCCGGCUCCCUGCUCAAGGAGCAGAAGAUGAACCGGGACAGCAAGGAGGGGCAGGAGCCUGCCAAGCGGAGGAGUGAGUGUGAGGAGGCGCCCCGGCGCAGGCCAGAUGAGCACCCCAAGAAGGUGCCCCCAGACGGCAUCCUGCGCCGAAAGUCAGACGAUGUGCACCUGAGGAGGAAGCGGAAAUACGAGAAGCCCCAGGAGCUGAGUGGACGCAAGCGAGCCUCGACGCUUCAAACGUCCCCCGGUUCCUCUUCUCACCUCUCGCCGAGGCCCCCUCUAGGCAGCAGCCUCAGCCCCUGGUGGAGAUCCAGUCUCACUUACUUCCAGCAGCAGCUAAAACCCGGCAAAGAAGAUAAGCUUUUCAGGAAAAAGCGGCGGUCCUGGAAGAACGCUGAGGACCGAAUGGCUCUGGCCAACAAGCCUCUCAGGCGCUUUAAGCAGGAGCCGGAGGACGACCUGCCCGAGGCGCCCCCCAAGACGAGGGAGAGCGACCACUCCCGCUCCAGCUCCCCCACCGCCGGCCCCAGCACGGAGGGGGCGGAGGGCCCCGAGGAGAAGAGGAAGGUGAAGAUGCGCCGGAAGCGGCGACUCCCCAACAAGGAGCUGAGCAAGGAGCUGAGCAAGGAGCUCAACCAGGAGAUCCAGAAGACGGAGAGCAGCCUGGCCCACGAGAACCACCAGCCCAUCAAGUCGGAGCCUGAGAGCGAGAACGAGGAGCCCAAGCGGCCCCUGGGCCUCUGUGAGCGCCCUCACCGCUUCAGCAAGGGGCCCAACGGCACCCCCCGGGAGCUGCGGCACCAGCUGGGGCCCGGCCUGCGCAGCCCGCCCCGAGUCAUCUCCCGGCCCCCUCCCUCCGUGUCCCCGCCCAAGUGCAUCCAGAUGGAGCGACAUGUGAUCCGGCCGCCCCCCAUCAGCCCCCCGCCCGACUCGCUGCCCCUGGAUGAUGGGGCGGCCCACGUUAUGCACAGGGAGGUGUGGAUGGCCGUCUUCAGCUACCUCAGCCACCAAGACCUGUGUGUCUGCAUGCGGGUCUGCAGGACCUGGAACCGCUGGUGCUGUGAUAAGCGGUUAUGGACCCGCAUCGACCUGAACCACUGCAAGUCCAUCACACCCCUGAUGCUGAGCGGCAUCAUCCGGCGACAGCCUGUCUCCCUGGACCUCAGCUGGACCAAUAUCUCCAAGAAACAGCUGAGCUGGCUCAUCAACCGCUUGCCUGGGCUCCGAGACUUGGUGCUGUCAGGCUGCUCAUGGAUCGCAGUCUCAGCCCUCUGUAGCUCCAGUUGUCCGCUGCUCCGGACCCUGGAUGUCCAGUGGGUAGAAGGACUAAAGGAUGCCCAGAUGCGGGAUCUCCUGUCCCCGCCUACAGACAACAGGCCAGGUCAGAUGGACAAUCGGAGUAAGCUCCGGAACAUUGUGGAGCUGCGUCUGGCCGGCCUGGACAUCACAGACGCCUCCCUGCGGCUUAUCAUUCGCCACAUGCCCCUGCUCUCCAAGCUCCACCUUAGUUACUGUAACCACGUGACUGACCAGUCCAUCAACCUGCUCACUGCUGUGGGCACCACCACCCGAGACUCCUUAACCGAAAUCAACCUGUCAGACUGCAAUAAGGUCACUGACCAGUGCCUGUCCUUCUUCAAACGGUGUGGGAAUAUCUGUCAUAUUGACCUGAGGUACUGCAAGCAAGUUACCAAGGAAGGCUGUGAGCAGUUCAUAGCCGAAAUGUCUGUUAGUGUCCAGUUCGGGCAAGUGGAAGAAAAACUCCUGCAAAAACUGAGUUAGUCCAAGGACAAACCACAGAACGAUUCCAUUUUGCAAGUCUCGCUGAGGAAGAAGCCAGUCCGCCACCGUUUUGGGGAUGAGUGAGUCCGGCGCUUUCCUUUGGUCUUUCUGAAUCAAAACUGCACUGCUUUCUGGACCAUUUCUAAGGCAGCCUUUACCAAGAAGACAUUCCUGUUGGAGAGGAGGAUGGACUUGGGAGAAAUUCUCUUACUGGAAGCAUGAGCUUAGGAAUUUUUUUUUUGGUGGUGGUGUUUUUUGUUUUGGACACCUUAUUCCUGGCAACUUUGGGGUUUUUUGGUGUCAACAUAAAAUGGACCACACACCACAGCUGCCGUCUUGACAUGUUUGUUUGUUUGGUUUUGUUACAUCUUACAUUAUGCAGAACUAUUUUUGUACAAAUUGUUUAAAAGUUAUUUAUGCAAGGUUUGAAUGCAUACCAGUGUUUUUAUUGUUUUGAGAUUGCCAACUUUCCUGGUUUCCUUAAGGUAGGAGAGAACUUAGCCUGUUCUUCAUAUGAAUCCAUCUACACACGUGCCCAGAUCUGGCAAAACAGGCUAAGACCUUCCAGUUAAAAGCAUGUCUAACUGGAAGUUGAGAGCCUGCUUUGUAUGUCAAGAAGUUACAUAAGCAUGUUGUGGAUAUGUGUAAAUUAUAGUCAAAGUGAGACACUUUGCUAAAUUUCCUCUGUAUAGAAUUCACCUUUUUCUCAAAAUUUUAAAUUCAGACUUCAGCCUUUGAACUCAGGAGGGUUUUGCUCCUGCAUAUGAGCUCUUGUACUCUACAUAGACCUAAUUUAUACAGUGAGUCAAGAAGUUGAAUAAAUGAUCCAACAUAGCCUUUCUUUUCCUUUUUUCUCCCUUUGAAGUGUGAGUUGAGUUCUCGUUUAAGGUUUAUAACAUGGCUGUUUCCUAGUUGUAAAGUUAUGCAUUCAUAAGUGCCAUUGUUGUAAGGUGGUGUUUUCCUAGACCUUCCCUGACGCGGUUUUACCUUUGUUGAAUUUGUAUAAACAAUUGUACAAACACACCACUCUUGGACUUGGAGGGUUCUGUUCUUGGGGUGGACCAGGAGUUAAGACUAGGACGUCCAGAGGCGGUAGUCUCGACGCCAGUGCACACAGUUUUGAAGCCAAACAGGGUAUAAUUUCUAAUUUCUUAUUCAUCUGAGAAAUGCGGCAGCCCCUUGGUACAUGUUCUGUCCGUCUUCAGAAAGAGAUCUUGCUGUUUGUAGCUAAUAAAGGUAACG